Apis laboriosa (Himalayan honeybee) is the source of this 3799-nucleotide messenger RNA. RefSeq names its product flocculation protein FLO11. Bases 107 to 2515 code for a protein of 802 amino acids. Lineage: Eukaryota; Metazoa; Arthropoda; Insecta; Hymenoptera; Apidae. The record is from RefSeq and is a predicted model, not a curated record. The transcript has 4 exons.
CACAAGUGUCGUAAGAUACUUUGCGUAUAUUUCAUGAAUUUCACGGCUUAUAUAAAUGGGGUAAUUCGGUUCCGCGUGAAACUGUGUCGAAUUAAAGCGCGGAAGGAUGGCGAAAUUCGCUCUUCUAUUUUGUCUCCUUAUUUUCUCUGCCUAUGGCAGCUCCCAAAUCAUCCCUUCGUUCUUCAAUCCGACGAGGAAAGUGCAACAAUUUGAAAAACAUGUUAUCGAAAAGAUCAACCAUAUCAUUAAUAAUGCGAACACGAUCUUUGUUCAGCCUAAGGAACGAGCUAAGCAGCUUGUAGAAGAGAUGAAAAAAAAGAGCGAGAAAAUAAACAAAGAAGCAAGAAAUUUUGUCAAUAACAUAUUAAAAAAUAUGGGUUUUGAAUUAAAUAAUAUAAAGAAACUAAUAAAAGGCAGUAAUGACUGCGAUGCACAAGAAAAAGAAUUGGAUCAUUUAUUCGAUGAAUUCGUAGAUUUGACUAAUAAUUGUACUUCAAAGAAGUUGAAUGAAGCGAUACAUCUUUCGGCUGAAAUAGACGUGAAAUCUGGAAACUUAUUGAAUGAUCUCAAUAAUAUUAGUAUGAACGCAGCAAAGUGUACAAAAAUAAACGAAUUUCCACUUGAAAUCAUGAAUUGCUUAAAUGACGCACUGAAUAAGGCAGUACAAUAUUCACUUGUGGAUAUUUUAGAAGCUACGAAAGAAAAUGAUUAUAUUAUCACUCUUAUUAUAAAGCUGAAAAUAUCAUUAAAUAAUUGCAACAUAGACGAAGUAAAAAAUAUUUCAAAACAAAUUACUGCAUUAAGAAACCAAAUUAAAGAAUGUUAUAAAAAUCUAUACACAAGUACCCCGAGUUCUUCCACAAGUACAUUGCAACCAACGACUAUCACAAAACCUGUGAUUACAUCGACCUCAAGCACAGAACAAUUUAGCAGCACAGAAGGACCAACUAGUUCUACUACAGCUACUUCAAGUACAGAGCAAUCAAUUUCGAGUAGCACGGAAGGAUCGUCUAGCUCUAAUACACAGUUCACUUCAGAUAGCACAGGAGAAUCAUCUAGCUCUAGUACAGGACAGCCAUCCUCAAGCAGCACAGGAGGAUCGUCUAGCUCUAGUACACAACAAUCUGAUUCAAGUAGCACAGAACAACCAAACAGUUCGAGUACAGCGCAAUCAAGCAGCACAGGAGGAUCGUCUAGUUCUAGUACAGAACAACCAAGUUCAAGUAGCACAGGAGGAUCAUCUAGUUCUAGUACAGAACAACCAAGUUCAGGUAGCACAGGAGGAUCAUUUACUUCUAGUACAGAACAACCAAGUUCAGGUAGCACAGGAGGAUCGUCUAGUUCUAGUACAGAACAAUCAAGUUCAGAUAGCACAGGAAGAUCAUCUAGUUCUAGUACAGAACAACCAAGUUCAGGUAGCACAGAAAGACCAUCUAGCUCUAGUACAGGAUUGCCAUCCUCAAGCAGUACAGGAGGAUCAUCUAGCUCUAGUACAGGAUUGCCAUCCUCAAGCAGCACAGGAGGAUCGUCUAGCUCUAGUACACAACAAUCUGGUUCAAGUAGCACAGAAAGACCAUCUAGCUCUAGUACAGGAUUGCCAUCCUCAAGCAGCACAGGAGGAUCGUCUAGCUCUAGUACAGAACAACCAAGUUCAGGUAGCACAGAAAGACCAUCUAGUUCUAGUACAGGAUUGCCAUCCUCAAGCAGUACAGGAGGAUCAUCUAGCUCUAGUACAGGAUUGCCAUCCUCAAGCAGCACAGGAGGAUCGUCUAGCUCUAGUACAGAACAACCAAGUUCACAUAGCACAGAAAGACCAUCUAGUUCUAGUACAGGAUUGCCAUCCUCAAGCAGUACAGGAGGAUCAUCUAGCUCUAGUACAGGAUUGCCAUCCUCAAGCAGCACAGGAGGAUCAUCUAGCUCUAGUACAGAACAAUCAAGUUCAGGUAGCACAGACAGACCAUCUAGCUCUAGUACAGGAUUGCCAUCCUCAAGCAGCACAGGAGAAUCGUCUAGCUCUAGUACAGAACAAUCAAGUUCAGGUAGCACAGGAGGAUCAUUUAGUUCUAGUACAGAACAACCAAGUUCACGUAGCACAGAAAGACCAUCUAGCUCUAGUACAGGAUUGCCAUCCUCAAGCAGCACAGGAGGAUCGUCUAGCUCUAGUACAGGACUGCCAUCCUCAAGUAGCACAGGAGGAUCGUCUAGCUCUAGUACAGUAGUGCCAUCCUCAAGCAGCACAGGAGGAUCAUCUAGCUCUAGUACAGAACAAUCCGGUUCAAGUAGCACAGAACGACCAGGUAGUUCGAGUACAGCUCAAUCAAGCAGCACAGGAGGAUCGUCUAGCUCUAGUACAGGACUGCCAUCCUCAAGCAGCACAGGUGGAUCAUCUAGCUCUAGUACAGGAGUGCCAUCCUCAAGCAGCACAGGAGGAUCCUCUUCAAACACAGUUAUUAGUACCACACCAAUCUCAAAUAUUACUUUGCCUCCUUGUAUAUGUUUUAAUUAUGGUUCUUAAUUUAUUCCAUUAUAACAUAUGAAAAAUAUUUUUUUUUGUUUGAAAGAUACAUAUAGUUAUAUUUAUUUAUAUAUUGGAUGAAUUUAUUAAUUAAUAAUUGAACUAUAUGUCAUUGUUCGUAAUAAAUUUAUAUUAUUGAAAUAUAAUGUUUUCAAUACUGUCUACUGGAAAUAUUAUUAUUUUGAAUUUUACUAGAUAAAUUUUGAUCUUUAUGUUGAAGAUUGAUAUCAUUGUGUGUAAAAAAAUGAAUGAUGUCUAAUAUGGUCAUUCUUUUUGAAAAUGAUAUUAAUUUUAUUUCUCACUUUGCAAAAUAACUAACAAUAUGUUAUUCUUGGGGAAUGAUGCAUAUGUUCACAUGUAUUAUUGGAAAAAAAAAAGUAUUUAAAUAAAUUUCUAAAUGUUGAAAUUUUGAAACAUCUCAAUAUUAUUUAUCAUGAAUAACAAUUAUAUAAUAAAUACUUGAAGAACCUUAAAGUCAGAAUAUUAAAGAUAAAACUUUGAAUCAAAUGUUUUCUAAUAUUUAUCAAUCUAAUUUCAAUUAUUCGUGUCAUGAGUAGUUUCCACCUUCUCAAGAAUCUCAUAUGAAAAAUAAUUUAACUCUAAAAUGAGAUACUAACUUAUUCGUUAACGAAGUCUGAGUCGUUUUGUCUGCUUAUGUUCAUCUGAUCGUUGUGUUAGACCCUUUUCCUCGAGGAUAAGCCACGAUCCUCAAGAGGAAAGUACUUCAUACCAAAAAAAAAAAGAAAUAAGUGGCACGCGAGACGACGUGCCACGUCCUUCAAGGUUUUUCCCGGCAUCAUUGCGUUUUCUCUAACAAGAGAUGCGAAACUAUCACCAUAUAGUGUUUCUUCAUUAAUCGCAAAAAAGAAAGGCGAGUAAGAGAUAAGGAGAGAUAUUCGAUAAAAAUAAUUUCGUUCGAAUUUAUUAUCAUAAUUUUUUUGUCAUUCUUUACAAUAUUUCAUAUAAGUGUACAUAUGUAUCUCUUAAAUUACGUUAUAAAUAUUUCCUUGAUUUUUUAUUUCAAGACAAAUUAUUACACCAUUCUGAAAUGGCUUUGGUUUCUAAUAAAAUUAAGUGAUUAAUGUAAAUAAGGAGAUUGACAAGACAAUCGGAUGAUUUCGAUGCAAACGAUGUUUCUUCCUUGAAUGAAAUUAAGCUUGAUGAAAGAUAACGAAAUUCAAUCAAGUUUAGUAGAAAAUUGUGUACAAUAUUUUAUUUGCAACAAAUACGUAAUUAAAAAUGGAAUAAAUUAAAGAAAUGUAAAAUAAAUUAAAUUAAUAAUAA